Messenger RNA from Rhinopithecus roxellana (golden snub-nosed monkey), 1776 nucleotides. RefSeq names its product epoxide hydrolase 4 (gene EPHX4). The record is from RefSeq and is a predicted model, not a curated record. The transcript has 7 exons. Gene Ontology annotation, molecular function: hydrolase activity. Lineage: Eukaryota; Metazoa; Chordata; Mammalia; Primates; Cercopithecidae. The coding region runs from base 247 to 1335 and encodes 362 amino acids.
CUCCGCGGAAGACGGCCGAGCUCUGCACCCCGGCCUGGCCCGCCGCACCCUGCAGGCCCGGCUUUCCCCUGCGCGCUCCGGGCUGGGCGCGGCGCGUGUGCGGAGCCGCCGCGGUGACACGGAACGCCGGCCGCCCCGGGCCGGGGGAGGCGCGCGCCAAGCGGCGACGGCGGGCUGGCCUGGCGCGCCGCGGCACUCGCUCACCGCCUCCCGAGGAAGGGCAGCGGGCCCUGCCGCUGCCUCCCGAUGGCGAGGCUGCGGGAUUGCCUGCCCCGCCUGAUGCUCACGCUCCGGUCCCUGCUCUUCUGGUCCCUGGUCUACUGCUACUGCGGGCUCUGCGCCUCCAUCCACCUGCUCAAACUUUUGUGGAGCCUCGGCAAGGGGCCGGCGCAGACCUUACGGCGGUCCCCCCGGGAGCACCCUCCCGCGUGUCUGAGCGACCCCUCCUUGGGCACCCACUGCUACGUGCGGAUCAAGGAUUCAGGGUUAAGAUUUCACUAUGUUGCUGCUGGAGAAAGAGGCAAACCACUUAUGCUGCUGCUUCAUGGAUUUCCAGAAUUCUGGUAUUCUUGGCGUUACCAACUGAGAGAAUUUAAAAGUGAAUAUCGAGUUGUAGCACUGGAUUUGAGAGGUUAUGGAGAAACAGAUGCUCCCAUUCAUCGACAGAAUUAUAAAUUGGACUGUCUAAUUACAGACAUAAAGGAUAUUUUAGAUUCUUUAGGGUAUAGCAAAUGUGUUCUUAUUGGUCAUGACUGGGGAGGCAUGAUUGCUUGGCUAAUUGCCAUCUGUUAUCCUGAAAUGGUGAUGAAGCUUAUUGUUAUUAACUUCCCUCAUCCAAAUGUAUUUACAGAAUAUAUUUUACGACACCCUGCUCAGCUGUUGAAAUCCAGUUAUUACUACUUCUUCCAAAUACCAUGGUUCCCAGAAUUUAUGUUCUCGAUAAAUGAUUUCAAGGUUUUGAAACAUCUGUUUACCAGUCAUAGCACUGGCAUUGGAAGAAAAGGAUGCCAAUUAACAACAGAGGAUCUUGAAGCUUAUAUUUAUGUCUUUUCUCAGCCUGGAGCAUUAAGUGGCCCAAUUAACCAUUACCGAAAUAUCUUCAGCUGCCUGCCUCUCAAACAUCACAUGGUGACCACUCCAACACUACUACUGUGGGGAGAGAAUGACGCAUUCAUGGAGGUUGAGAUGGCUGAAGUCACAAAGAUUUAUGUUAAAAACUAUUUCAGGCUAACUAUUUUGUCAGAAGCCAGUCAUUGGCUUCAGCAAGACCAACCUGACAUAGUGAACAAAUUGAUAUGGACAUUUCUAAAAGAAGAAACAAGAAAAAAAGAUUGACUUUUCUUUAUCUUCUAUGAAGGGUCUGUAAUGAAAUCUCUAAGUAAUUUUAAAAAAUUAUUCAUCAACUUCUUUAUGUUUUAUUCGGAAAAAAACUGUUUUAAUGUGCUUUAUCAUAAAUAAAUAUCCUGACAAAAUGGUAUUGAAAAAAAUCUGAGAUCGUGUUAACAUGUAAUACAAUGUUGAUUUUCUUCUGGUGUAUUUUGCACAGACAAGCAUCUGCCUUAAAAUAUAUACACUUGUACAAAAAGGAAGUUUGGAGUAAGUGGCUCCGUUUUGGUUUCUUGCUUUUUUUCACUCUGUUAACAUAUGGUGCCUUUUACAAAUGUAUAUUAAAGAUUAGCUGUGCUAUAUUGUAAGGCAAACCUGCAAUGAUAUAAAUUUUCAUUCUAUUGUUCAAAAGUUCUUUUUACUACUUUUAACCAUUAAAAAGUUAUAUUA